CUCUGUUGCAGAAGCCACUUAGCUGCAGGAGCAGAGACGGCAGGCCGUCGGCUAAUAAUUGCAUGCUUUAAACGGCAUGAGAAGCUCUCGAGAUUGUAUUAUUGUCUUCUGCAACGCCACCAAAGUUCAAACUCUUUAGCGUUUCGAGGCCAUCAUGUUGUCUUGCUACGCCUUUUCCCUGCCUUGGUAUGCCUACAACGUGGAAGAAUUACGGCCGUUCAUUUUGUUCCAAAAUGGACGCUACUGGGUAUGGCCUCUUAGCUUGGUUGCCUUUCUGUGGUAGAAGGUCGUGACUUUGACCUCGUGAACUGAUGGCCUUCUGCGAUGUCUUCUUCUCCCAACCAUCGUUACAAAAAGAACCGUCGAUCGACUAAACCAUUUCGACAGCCUCGUCGCUGAAGAAGGAAUUCAAAUCUUGGGUUUUCGGUACUGACUUGCAGACCCUACGUUCUCACCGCUUCUGCAGUGACUGUUGGCUGUACCCGUCUUGUUUGGAGACUGAUCACCGCUUACCAACGAAACUUUUGCAAAAGCUCUACCAUGUCCGAUCUUGCAAAUAGCCACCACUUCCUUGUGAACUCCAAUUCUGACAAUUCGUCCUUUCCCCACGACAUGGCCGACUGGACAACGCUUGACGAUGGGCUCAGCGUGGAAGUGUCAAAAAGAGAUCUUCCCGUAGAUACUACACCAUUUUAUCGCCAAGAUCCCUCCCAACUUUUCCCAUCUACGCUUAACGUCGACGAUUCUUACCCGUCUUCACUAAAUAUCGAGGACCCUGUGCUUAACGGUGUUUCUCCUGUUCCAAGAUUUCAACCGGACCAAAAAAGCUGUUUUGGGCAUAAUUACGUACCUGGAUUUUCGAGUCUUCAAUCGACAUCAGCAGCAAACAAUAUACACCAAAGCUACAAGAGCAAAGUUGUCCCGGCGAGCUCACUUUUAGGAGCCAUGGAGGGUCCGACUCCAUUUCCUCCGUCAGAGUCGAGUUGGACAAUGCAGGAUUCAGAAACGAGCUCUGUGUAUCAUCGAAAUACGGCGAGCUCAAUCACUUUCUGUGGUCCAACUAAUCCACGGGAACAUUCCUUUUUGGAUGUGACAAGUCACUUUGACCAAAUUAUAUCAAACUCAUCGCAGCAAGAAUUUGCGAACCCUUGGUGUGGUCCUCGCCCGGGGGUUAAAUACUCCGCUAGUCAAUCAUCAGCGGCUUCGUUGACUUCGUCGAAGGGCGUGCGUAAGGAGCUAAAGCAGUGCCGACAUUGUGGCAAAUUGCUUGCAAACGCUGAGGGUCUACGACGUCAUGAAGCUACGCAUAAUGACCACUACAAGGAUGGCUUCCGUCAUGAAUGCGAAGUUUGCGGCCACCGCGCCAAAAGUCCCAAGGAUAUUAAUCGACACAUGCUCAAGCAUAACAAAAGCCGAAUCGUAAUAUGUGUCUUCCCAGGAUGUGGACAAAAGUUACAAGACAGAAGAGACAAUGCCAAACGACACGUAGUAAAGCAGCACAAAGUACACAGGGCCAUUGCCAAUUAUUACAUUCAGACAAUACGAACAGAGACCGCUUGACCAGGUUUUCAUAACGAUGCCACAACGUAAGCAACAUGCGUCGAUACCAUUUAGCGCAUUUAGCCAUGGCAAGACUCUUAAGUCCAGCUCGACUGUCGAAGGUUCAGAUACAGCACCUAAAUGAAAAUGGUUCAGCGGCAAGGACGCCUGCCUUUUCAAUUGAUGCGUUUGAUGAAAAAGCCACCACACUUGACUUGGUAGAAGAUUUUCACAUGAAGACCGGACAAAAACUACAAUGAAACAAACACCAACGGUUGAGCGGGCGCACAAUCCAGCUUUGCUAAUGGGCGAGGUACUUGGAGAAGG
Verruconis gallopava is the source of this 1866-nucleotide messenger RNA. RefSeq lists its product as uncharacterized. Bases 541 to 1560 code for a protein of 339 amino acids. The transcript has 3 exons. The record is from RefSeq and is a predicted model, not a curated record. NCBI's taxonomy places the organism in Eukaryota, Fungi, Ascomycota, Dothideomycetes, Venturiales, Sympoventuriaceae.